This is a messenger RNA of Cetraspora pellucida, 879 nucleotides long. NCBI's taxonomy places the organism in Eukaryota, Fungi, Glomeromycota, Glomeromycetes, Diversisporales, Gigasporaceae. The record is from the annotation of a GenBank genome assembly.
AUGCCUUGUUAUGUUGAUACAAUUGUGAAAAUAAAUCAGGUUCGCCAAACAUACAAAGAGGAUUUAAAAUUAAUUGUUGUGUGGGUGAUUGGUUUUUAUCCUGUCGGGUAUGAAGAUUAUGAAUUGGAAAUGGUUUUAUUUAUAUCGACAGUCGGUGAGGAGAGAGAUCCAAAUACACAAGCAAUUUUCGAGAAAAACAAAUAUUACUGUGUCGGUGAAAAAGUUGUUAUUGGAAAUUUUAAUGGCAAUUCAAGAUUAAAAAUAACAGUUGCAUCAUCAACUCACCUCACCAUUAAGAGAGAUUUUGGUUCCAAUAGGUGUCCGUUAAAGGUUUCACUUGUAGGUAUUACUCAGGAAGUUCCAAUAGAGAUUAAUGAUGAAAAUGCAAUAGUCAAUGUAUUGGUCAAUGAUUAUGCUAGGCAAAAACAAAUAGAGGUUAUUGAAAAAGAGUUAUAUGUAUAUGCAGUUGAUAUUUCUUAUGUUGAUUUUGGUUUUGUGAUAAAGAAAAGGGCAUCUGAUUCUGGAAAUUUAUCCAAAAUUUCUAAGGUUAAAAAUUUAUAUUCAGCUGAGAAGAAGGGUAGGUCUGUGGUUAAUUCAGUUACCGAGGAUUCCCAUUCAUUGAAACGUACUAGAGUGGAGGAUGAAAAUAAUUGCAUUGAAUGUACUGAUUCCUACAUCGAACAUGCGAAUGUAUAUGAUGAAGAAGGUAUAAUCGAUAAUGAUGAGUAUGAAGAAGUUGCUGUUCGUAAUAAUGAAAAACUUACGUGCAGUCAUGAAAGGUCAACUAAGGGUAAAGAAAAAAUGAUUGUGCCCGUAGUCCAUAAUACUAGAAGGCGAGCUGAACUAUCUAAAAACAUUAAUAGCAAUGUAGAAGUAUAA